AUGAAGAGAAAUGGAGAGCCAUAUUUAAAUGGAAAUUCUAAAAGGUUAAAAACAGAUGAAUCAGAUUCUUCUGAAGAUGAAGAGUCAGUAUUAUUUGAUAUACCUAUUUCAAAUUCAAAUAAAUGGCAAGAUACUAUUAAAAAAGUUGUAAAUUCAGUUGUUUCGAUUCAAUUUUCACAUGUUGCACCAUUUGAUACAGAAACAGCUAUAGUUAGUGAAGCCACGGGGUUUAUAGUGGAUGCAGAGAAUGGGUUAAUUUUAACAAAUAGACAUGUUGUUGGACCAGGACCUUUUACUGGAUAUAUUGUUUUUGAUAAUCAUGAAUCUGUUGAUGUUAAACCAAUUUAUCGUGAUCCAGUACAUGAUUUUGGAUUUUUAAAAUUUGAUAUAAAAGAAGUUAAAUAUUUAGAAUUAACAAAAUUAGAUUUGGAACCUACCCUUGCAAAAGUUGGAACAGAAAUAAGAGUUGUUGGUAACGAUAAUGGAGAAAAACUUUCAAUUUUAGCAGGUAUUAUAUCAAGAAUAGAUAGAAAUGCUCCAGAUUAUGGUGCUUUAACAUAUAAUGAUUUCAAUACAGAAUAUAUUCAAGCAGCUGCUUCAGCUACUGGUGGAUCCUCGGGAUCUCCAGUUGUAAAUGAAGAUGGAAAAUGUGUUGCAUUACAAGCUGGUGGAUCAACUGAAGCUUCAACUGAUUUUUUCUUACCUGUAAAUAGACCAAAAAGAGCUUUAGAAUGUAUACAACAAAACAAAACCAUAACAAGAGGUGAUAUACAAGUGGAAUGGGAAUUAAAACCUUUUAAUGAAUGUUCAAGACUUGGAUUAACUGCUGAAGCUGAAAAGAACGCAAGAAAAUUAUUCCCAGAUAAAAUUGGGUUGUUAGUGGCAGAAAUAGUAUUACCAGAAGGACCAGCGGAUGGGUUAAUCAAAGAAGGUGAUACAUUAAUUUCAAUAAAUGGAGAAAGUAUCUCGACUUUUGUAAGAGUGGAUGAAAUAUUAGAUGAAAAUGUUGGUAAAGAAUUAGAGUUUGUAGUACAAAGAAGUGGAAUUGAAUUGAAGCAAACUAUAAGAAUUGGUGAUUUACAUAACAUAACGCCCAAUAAAUUUGUUCAAGUUGCGGGUGGUUCAUUUAAUGAUCUUUCUUAUCAAGUUGCUAGAUGUUUUUGCUUACCUGUUAGAGGACUCUAUGUAAGUGAUGGAGCAGGAUCAUUUGAAUUUUCAAAUCAAGAUACCUUAGGAUUUAUUAUUGAAACUAUAGAUGAUAAAACUGUAAAUAAUUUAAAUGAAUUUGUUGAGAUAAUGAAACAAUUACCUGAUUGUUCAAGAGUACCAGUCACUUAUCGUCAUGUUUCAGAUAUGCAUGCAGAAUAUGUUCAAACUAUAUAUAUUGAUAGACAUUGGUAUACAUCUUUUAAAUUGGCUACUAGAAAUGAUGAAACAGGAUUAUGGGAUUUUAAAUCAUUACAAGAAAAACCAUUACCACCACCACCACAAGUUGCCCAAAAAGCAAAAUUCAUAGAUAUACCAGGUCAAGACAAAAAAGAACUUUCAAAAUUAGUAAGAUCAUUUGUUCAAAUACGAACCCUUUGUCCAAGCGGAGUUGACUCACACCCAUUCAAAAAAGAUAUAUGUUACGGUGUCGUUAUAGAUGCUGAAAACGGGUUUGUUUUAACUUCAAGAAGAUUUGUUCCUCAUUAUAUGUGUGAUAUAUUUGUUGUAUUUGCAGAAUCUAUAGAUGUUUCGGGAGAAGUUGUAUUUCUACAUCCACAAUUAAAUUAUGCCAUAAUAAAAUAUGAUCCAAAAUAUGUUCUUGCAGAUGUUCAAGCACCAAAAUUUUCAUCAACACCAUUAAAAAGAGGAGAUGAUUUAUUCUUUGUUGGUUAUAAUUAUAAUUUAAGAUUGAUCACCGAUAAUGUAAAAGUCAGUUCGAUAUCAUCAUUAAAUGUUACUGCCAAUGGAGUAGCUCCGAGAUAUAGAGGUACAAAUUUAGAAUGUGUUUUACUAGAUAGCAAGAUUACUCAUGAAUGUAACACUGGUAUGUUGGUAGAUUAUGAUGGAACCUUAAGAGCAUUCUGGCUUUCAUAUUUAGGUGAAUCAAAUGAACAAUCUUAUAAAAUGGGUUUAGACGUGACUGAUGUUUUAGAUGUCAUAAAAUCAUUACAAAAAAAUAUAAUACCGAAGAAUAUCAGAAUGUUAAAUGUUGAAUUUGCUUCAGUUACUGUUUUCCAAGGUAGAACUCGUGGUGUCCCACAAGAAUGGAUUGAUAAAUUUGAAGAAGAAGCAGAAGAUCAAAUCAAAUUUUUAUCAGUUGAUAGAGUCGCUGCGGGUCCUCCAAAUCCUUUAAAAGUUGGUGAUAUAGUUUUAUCAAUCAAUGGUAAACCCGUUAAAAGUAUGAGAGAUUUUGCUUUUAUGUACGAUAAUGAAAAGUUAAAUUUCAAAAUUAUACGUCAAAAGAAAGAAUUGAAUAUUGAAGUUCCAACAGUGACGACAUUAGAAACUUCAAAUGUUGUUUAUUGGUCAGGUGCAUUAAUACAAAAGCCUCAUCUAGGAGUUAGACAAUUAAUGACUAAAAUCCCAUCAGAAGUAUUUGUGACUGAUAAAAGUUCAUGUGGUCCAGCUCAUCAAUAUGGUAUAGUUCCAAUAAGUUUUAUAACCCAUAUAAAUGAUCAAGAUGUAACUAAAUUUGAGAAAUUUGUUGAAAUUAUAAAAGAAAUUCCAGAUAAAUCAUAUGUUAAAUUAAGAUUAGUCUCAUUUGAUAAUAUUCCUGCUGCUAUAUCCUUAAAGACUGAUUAUCAUUAUUUUCCAACGACUGAAUUAAUUAGAAAUGAAAAUACAGGAAAAUGGGACACAAUUAAACAAGAAAAAUUGAAUUGA
Lodderomyces jiufengensis is the source of this 2871-nucleotide messenger RNA. It is a transcript of the gene NMA111, whose product is annotated as Nma111p. Gene Ontology annotation, molecular function: protein binding; serine-type endopeptidase activity. The coding region runs from base 1 to 2871 and encodes 956 amino acids. The transcript has a single exon. Gene Ontology annotation, biological process: proteolysis. The record is from RefSeq and is a predicted model, not a curated record. NCBI's taxonomy places the organism in Eukaryota, Fungi, Ascomycota, Pichiomycetes, Serinales, Debaryomycetaceae.